This is a messenger RNA of Seminavis robusta, 1368 nucleotides long. The record is from the annotation of a GenBank genome assembly. NCBI's taxonomy places the organism in Eukaryota, Bacillariophyta, Bacillariophyceae, Naviculales, Naviculaceae.
AUGAGCAGCAACGGCACCGAGAACAACAACGGCCAUGUGGGUGGAGCCUAUGUUCCCCCACACCGACGAGCCCAACAAGCAGGGAAGAUGCCACAUCAGACCUCGAAGCCACACAGUCAUUCUCCUCAUCAACAGCAGCCCCAUCCACAUCGACCAGGCGGCAGGCAACAAGGUGGCGGCAAUCGGCAAGGACGAUCGCCUGCUUCCUCUCCCGGUAGAAAAAAGAAUAACAAUCACCACAAUCAUCAUGGUAACAGUAACAACCGCAACAAUAACAAAAACUACAAGAGUAAAUCAAGGAGCCCCACGAACAACAACAAUAAUAACCAUAAUCGACACCACAGUCCCACACGCAAAGAAGACUUGGCGCUUCAAAAACAGCAAAUGCACACGCUCCAAGACGCACUCAAUCGAAUCUGUUGCAUCAAUUUGGAUCGACGUCCGGAUCGUUGGCAGUCCUUUGAAGUGCACUUGCAUCAAUCUCUUGGCAAGAAAAUGGGACACUCACUCUGGCACAAGGUGGAACGUGUUUCGGCUGUCGAUGGCAUUCCAGACGACAUGCCUGUUUCAGAACUUGUGGAAUCGACAUGGGAUGCCUCGGAAAAUGCCAAAUGGGAUCGACACAUUGAACCACCCAUGACCAAGGAAAUGUCCGUGGGAGAAGUGGGGUGUGCCCUCAGUCAUAUCAAGUUGUGGAAGGAAUUGGCCGUCACAGAACCCAAACAACGGGAGGAUGGUGACGACACUAAGCAGGAACUUCGUCAAGCCACAAUGCUCAUUUUGGAAGAUGAUUCGCUCUUUUAUUCACCCAAACUUGCCAUGAACAAGGCUGCUUUGGGAGGACGCGUGCAGCCGCAACAACAACAUGACAAUCAUCAUCCUCACCAUUUGUCCAUUGCCAGUCAUGAUUUCUUGACGGCCUUUCAAUUGGCAUGGUCUCAAUUGCCAGAAGAUUGGGACAUUUGGUACCUGGGAUUCUCGGACCGUGGGGAUCGAAUUCCAGUGGAUGAUUUUCAUUUGCCCAAGCCCCAUCAUCAUCACCACGAUCAUGAACAUCACCUCCAUCAUUAUCCUUCCAUGUCCAUUCAAAUGUUCCGUCCUACGUAUGGGUUCCACACUCAUGGCUAUGUCCUUUCUGCCAAGGCUGCUCAGACAUUGUUGGAUAACCUCCCUGUCAAGGGACCACUCGAUGUGUGGUUGGCAGACAAUCAGUGGUUUGGACUCAAGGUGUACUGCUCUGUUGUCAAAGGUGAAGGGUGGAAGGGUACCGGUGCCUGGUUGAUCACCCAAAACAGAAAACUACAGCAGCAGAACCAAAAGGAUUCGGAUAUCGGCAUGUCUGGUCGCAAGAAGAACAACAACGCCUAA